CGGGCGGAGGGCACACGAUCUGCGCCGAGCCCGCACGGUCACGGGAGGGCGGGGGGGGGGAGCGCCGGAGGAGUCCGACCUCCCGCCCGGGCCGCUCGAUGAACCUCUAGUCUUGCUUUGAAAAAAAGCUAGUUUGUGUAACUCUUGACUGUGAAUAAAUUUCUAAUACACCCGUUGGAAUCAUCACUGGACAAGUGUACCAUUUGCAAGGUCCUUUACCUGAUCAAACACUGGGGAUUAGGAAGAGAGGUCUUUUUGUUUUUUUGUUGUUUUGCCCCGUGAUCAUUAUGAGCAUUGGCUUUUCACCCUUGAAGUAAACAUGUUGAAAGCUGAAUCUUCAGGUGAACGAACCACUCUCAGAAGUGCCUCUCCUCACAGGAAUGCGUACAGAACAGAGUUCCAGGCACUGAAAAGUACUUUUGACAAACCCAAGUCAGAUGGGGAACAGAAAACGAAAGAAGGCGAGGGCUCCCAGCAGAGCAGGGGUAGGAAGUAUGGGUCUAAUGUCAACAGAAUUAAAAAUCUAUUUAUGCAGAUGGGUAUGGAACCCAAUGAGAAUGCUGCUAUUGUUGCCAAAACAAGGGGGAAAGGUAGGCCCUCAUCCCCUCAGAGAAGAACGAAGCCCAAAGAGUUUGUGGAGAAAACGGAUGGCUCAGUGGUUAAGUUGGAGUCCUCUGUCUCUGAACGAAUUAGUAGAUUUGACACAAUGCAUGAUGGCCCUUCGUAUGCCAAGUUCACAGAGACUCGUAAGAUGUUUGAGAGAAGUGUGCAUGAGUCAGGGCCAAACACUCGCUAUUCCCCAAAGAAAGAGAAAGGAGGAGGGGCGGAACCACAGGAUGAGUGGGGUGGCUCCAAGUCCAAUAGAGGCAGCAGUGAUUCCUUGGACAGCCUGAGCCCCCGGACGGAAGCUGUCUCUCCAACUGUGAGUCAACUGAGUGCAGUGUUUGAGAACAGUGAGCCUCCAGGUGCCAUCACUUCCGGAAAGGCUGAGAGCAGUGAUUACUCUGUGACUGGGCAUUACCCCCUGAAUUUACCUUCUGUUACCGUAACCAAUUUGGAUACCUUUGGCCGUCUCAAGGAUUCUAAUUCGAGGUCUUCCUCAAACAAACAAGAUACUGAUACAGAGGAGCCUCAGCAGAGUGACGCUGUGCCAGUACCGGAAGUGGCUCAGAAAGGUACCUCUUUAGCUUCAUUGCCUAGUGAAGAGAGCCAGCUGAGCACAGAAGCAGUGGACGUCACAGCUCAACCAGAGACUCUGGACAGCACCGAUAAAGACAGUCCUGAAGAACCCUCUGCUGAAAACCACACAAUGCCAAAGUCUUAUAUCCUUUCCCCACAGAACGAGCUGUUAGAAGAUGCUGAAGCUAAUGUGGUUGGGAGUGAGAGGGCUCAGCAACAGAAGAAAGACCUGACAGGUGGUGAUCUAACCUCCCCCGAUGCUUCUGCAUCCAGCUGUGGCAAAGAAGCACCUGAAGACUCAAACAUCUUUGAGAGUUCCCACGUAUACAUGCACAGUGACUAUAACGUGUAUAGGGUGAGAUCCAGGUACAACUCCGACUGGGGAGAGACGGGCACAGAGCAAGAUGAGGAGGAGGACAGUGGCGAGAACAAUUACUAUCAGCCUGAUAUGGAAUACUCGGAGAUCGUUGGCUUGCCGGAAGAAGAAGAAAUCCCAGCAAAUAGGAAAAUUAAGUUUAGUUGUGCUCCGAUUAAGGUUUUCAACACAUACUCCAAUGAAGACUAUGACAGGAGGAACGAUGACGUUGACCCCGUGGCCGCAUCUGCUGAAUAUGAGCUUGAAAAGCGAGUAGAGAAGCUGGAACUUUUCCCGGUGGAACUGGAGAAAGACGAGGACGGGCUUGGCAUAAGCAUUAUUGGCAUGGGCGUUGGUGCUGAUGCUGGCCUGGAGAAGCUGGGGAUAUUUGUCAAGACAGUGACUGAUGGAGGUGCUGCUCAGCGGGAUGGCAGGAUCCAAGUCAAUGACCAGAUUGUGGAAGUGGAUGGAAUCAGUCUGGUGGGGGUCACACAGAAUUUUGCUGCAACCGUUCUGCGGAAUACCAAGGGCAAUGUCAGAUUCGUUAUUGGACGAGAAAAACCAGGACAAGUGAGUGAGGUUGCCCAGUUGAUCAGCCAGACCUUGGAACAAGAGCGGCGCCAGAGGGAGAUGCUGGAGCGUCACUAUGCCCAGUAUGAUGCCGAUGACGAUGAGACUGGAGAAUACGCCACUGACGAAGAGGAGGAGGAGGAGGUCGGGCCCAUUCUUCCCGGUGGCGACAUGGCCAUUGAAGUCUUCGAGCUCCCUGAGAACGAGGACAUGUUUUCCCCAUCGGACUUGGACACAAGCAAGCUCAGCCACAAGUUCAAAGAGUUGCAAAUCAAACAUGCAGUUACAGAAGCAGAGAUUCAAAAAUUGAAGACCAAGCUGCAAGCAGCAGAAAAUGAGAAAGUAAGGUGGGAACUAGAAAAGAACCAACUGCAGCAGAACAUAGAAGAGAAUAAAGAAAGGAUGCUGAAGUUGGAGAGCUACUGGAUCGAGGCACAGACACUGUGCCACACCGUAAACGAGCAUCUCAAAGAGACCCAAAGCCAGUACCAGGCCUUGGAGAAGAAAUACAACAAAGCCAAGAAGUUGAUCAAAGAUUUUCAGCAAAAGGAGCUCGAUUUCAUCAAGAGACAGGAAGUAGAAAGAAAGCAGCUGGAGGAGGCAGAAAAGGCUCACCAGGUUGAAGUCCAAGGCCUGCAAGUGCGGAUUAGAGAUUUGGAGGCUGAGGUGUUCAGACUACUAAAGCAAAAUGGGACCCAGGUGAACAACAACAACAACAUCUUUGAGAGGAGACCAUCUCCCGGGGAAGUCUCGAAAGGAGACACUAUGGAGAAUGUGCAAGUCAGGCAAACAUCCUGUCAGGACAGCUUGAGCCAAGACUUGAAUGAAGCAGUCCCAGAGACAGAGCGCCUGGAUUCGAAAGCAUUGAAAACUCGGGCCCAGCUCUCUGUGAAGAACAGGCGCCAGAGGCCCACAAGGACAAGGCUCUAUGACAGUGUCAGCUCAACUGAUGGGGAGGACAGCCUGGAGCGGAAGGGUUGGAGAGUUUCUUCUCCAGAAUCAGAGUGUGGUGUCGCACUCCUCACCCCUGUGACGAGCCCUAGGGCCUUCUCAUCCUACCACGUGACUGAGUCUCCAGGGGGAUCACAGCAGCCAGAAAGGGACCCUUUCUCCUCUGUCUCGGGAGACACUUCACUCUCCUCGCCUUCAGCAUCUGACCACGAUACAGAAGACUCUCCUGGCCGCCCCCAAGCCCCUGAGAAAGCAUCACAAGAGAAAGACGAUGACAAUUGUCCUAAAUUACUAAGAACAUCCAGUUCAUUCGUGAUACAAAGAGGAAAAAUUAAGCAGAAGUUUGCGGAUCUGGGGGCACCUUUGCGAAGGAAUCCCAACAAGGGGAAGAAAUGGAAAGAAAAAGAAAAGGAAGCCAGUAGGUUUUCUGCUGGGAGCAGAAUCUUCAGAAGCAAGCUGGAAAACUGGAAAGCCAAGCCCACCUCUGCAGCUCCGGCCUCCGCCCGCUCUCCUUGCAUGCCUUUCUCAUGGUUUAAUGAAAGCCGGAAAGGAUCCUAUUCCUUCAGGAACCUGCCUGCAGCUCCAAAUCCCCGUCAGCCUUCUUCUCCUGAGACUCAAAUUUCAGAUAAAGCAGGGUCCAAGAAUUUCACCUUCAAUGAUGACUUCAGUCCAAGCAGUACCAGUUCAGCAGACCUGAGUGGCUUAGGAGCAGAGCCCAAAACGCCAGGGCUCUCCCAGUCCUUGGCACUGUCCUCGGAUGAGAUCCUCGAUGACGGACAGUCUCCGAAACACACUCAGAGUCAGAGUCGGGCCGUGCACGAGUGGGGCGUGCAGCAGGUUGCACACUGGCUAAUGAGCCUGAAUCUGGACCAGUAUGUACCUGAGUUCAGCGCCCAGAACGUCAGCGGGGAGCAGCUCCUCCAGCUGGACGGCAAUAAACUGAAGGCUCUUGGAAUGACAUCAUCCCAAGACCGGGCACUGGUUAAGAAAAAGCUGAAGGAAAUGAAGAUGUCUCUCGAGAAGGCUCGCAAGGCCCAGGAGAAAAUGGAAAAACAAAGAGAAAAGCUGAGGAGGAAGGAACAAGAGCAAAUGCAGAGGAAGUCUAAAAAGUCGGAAAAGAUGACUUCCACCGCGGAGCAACUGUGAGCAGUAAGGCCUCGCCUCCUCCAAUAGAUGGGGAAGUUUGAGAGAAGUCCCGCCCCUUCCUGCCCCCACUCUCCUGCAUAGGAUGAAGAAGAAACUGACAGGGAUAACACCACUGUAGGCGAUUAAAGAACUGUGUGUUGAAUGCACUCUCGAUUUUAACCUCCUAAAAUAACCCCUCACCACCACCUUUGGUUUAUUGACAAACCAGAAUUAUCGUUUUUCUCUUCUACUUAACCAAUAUCUCAUGGUGUGUUUAGUGUGUGGCGCCACUUGGAGGGCCAGCCUGACCCAGCCAAUGAGAGCAGGACUCACUCUGGUGCUGGGAGUGCAGUACCCAGAAUUCUUAGUGAUAGGCCCUGAAACUGAAGUAGUAGUGUCUGACUGUUGGUGUGGAGACUAGAGAUGGGGGAACGCUCCUCAAUUCUGUCUGUAGAGCAAGUCAGUCCUGUUGUGGGGAUGUGCGUGCCCAGCACAGAAUAGCGCCCUGAAGGGAAGAGCAGGCAAGCGUGCUCUCCUGCUUGCUGGGAAUCAGAGCAAGGGGAAAUAGUGGCUAUUUAUUAGUUCUAGAAGUGAAAAGCUUUAAGCACACAGAUGUGGGCAUACUUGGGGCUUGGAGGAUAACAUCUCCUCCAGGAUGUGUGUCAGAGUGUAGUGCAGCCAUGGGUGCUGGGGUCUGUGGCUUCGUCUGCCAGGGCUGCAGCAGUGUUCGAGCGGCACUGACAGUCUCGGCACAGCUCCUUCUCCCUGCAACAAACCCAACAGGAAAUUGAUUUUUAAGGAAACUAACAUCUUCAGGUGUCCUCUUCAGGGACAUUCUGGCUGGCCCUCAGCCUGCCUGUGACACAAUCGUGAACCUGUCACAUAUUUUCUACUCAGAAGAAUUUCCCAAGUGGGCUCAGUGAGUGUUUUAACAAAUGUACUUUUAAGUAUUUAAACCUAGAGCUACUGGUUAGAGACUAAGAUUUGAGUAACAGUCAACCAGAGAACUUUUUUUUUUCUUUUUUUAAUGCAUACUAAUUCUUUCCUGUGAAGGACGGCUGUCAUUUACAUUUUAGAGACAUUUUGAAUGACUUUCUAAGCCAUUCUCUUCCACGUUCUAGAGAGUUCCAGAUUUGUUUAGAACAGUACGUGGGACAGGUUUUUCACAGUGUAAGAGCUGAUAUUGCCUAAGUCCAGUAUUAAGGAUUUCAGUAUUUCACCAACCUGAGUUGAGCGCAGGAGACUGGGUAAGGAGGGGAACAGAAACUCAUCUUGAGACAUUUCCCACCCAGAGGGUUUUUAUUUGUUUGCUUGCCUUUAGUUUUUUGCCCUUUUUGCUUCUAUAUCUAACUCUUGUUAGUGCAUCAUCUACUUUAAGGUGGACUGAUUCCCAGGUAACGCUGGAGACCCGAGGACUUCCGGGUAUUCACUUCCUUUCUCCCAGCAGGCCCUUGCGCUGCCCAGAGGCCUGUGCAUAUCUCCUCUGCAUGCGCAAGUAAGCAGGACCUGACCUGCAUCAGGCUCCAGAGUUACGACAGGAAUCUGAUAGGAUAGAGGUCGGCUGCCUGUGUGGCCUCACUUUGUAUUUUAACAUUGUGACUUUUCAUUUUUAUCAUUAUUACUAUUUUUGUAACAUGGAUUCUGAGAUUAUCUGAACUAGAAACUUAAUCCUGUCCUUUCUCCCAGAGCCUGUUUCCUUUUCUGGCCCCAGUACUUCUGUUAAGGUCUGGUCCUUCUGGUACAGACUCACUGCCGUCUGAAACAUGACGUGGGAGUCACAUUGCUCUUUGUACAAACCAGACCUGCUUCACGGUUCUCUCGUGGAGUACGGCGCUGCUUGUAUCUUAAGAUGCCUGAUGCUUCGCCACUUACUAAUAUUCUGAGAAAACAAGAGACAUGUUACUGAACUACACACUCAGUAAAUCUUUCCUAAUGCCAGAAGACUAAGGAAAACUCUGGCAGUAGAACUACUCUGUUGUACGCUUUAGCCUCGGCAUUUCUUUUCUUUGGGGGGGAAAGGCUGGAUUGCACUGGAAGCUUCUCUGUGUUCAUUUUCCAGAGUGAAAACAGAAGGGUGAUCAUUUUAAGUUGUGUUUACACUUUGGUCAUAGUUGAAAAUGAAUGUAUAUAUUGGGAAUGUCUGUAAGUCUGCCUCUGCCUGUAACUUAUGACCUCUUAUAUUACGUUUCUUAAAUACAGUGUUCUUACUGUAACUUUAUUAACACUCCGUGCUUGGAUCACCAUUCAUCCUACAGUUACAAAUCAAGUUAGUAUUCCUUACAUUAUUUAGUUUAUAGUUCAGUCAUUUUAAUUUUUAAGUUAAAUUAUUGCAAUCUUAGACCAAAAUGAAUUCUUUUAACGUUGCUAUUUAAAACUAGUAAAAUCAUAGAAGGCUCUUGAUUGCACUGUUUGACAAAGGAUACAACACGGACUGGUUGAUCCAAUAUAGAAACCAAGUGAAGGCCCUUAGUCCUUGUGAGCAUUUUGAUUUCUUGUUAGCUCCUUUUUUGGCUGUGAUGUAUGAUAAUUGAGUUUCCAAUAUCUUGUUGCACAAUGCUUUCUUUAAUGCUAUGGUUUUCAGGGUUUAAACAAUUUAACAGAGAUUUGUUGCUUCAUGCUUUAAGGAUUUUGGGUGGUUUUUAAACUAUCAACAAAUGAAAAGAAGGGGUUGUAUGCAUAUUGUGAACUAUACUCUAGUGAAGACCAGUGGGUCCCCACCAGACACCAAAAGUGUUUGGGGUACAGGUUAUGUUGGGGAGUGGGGGUGCAUGUUGAGGCCCUGCCAUAGACAGAGAGCACUGUAGGAGUAGAUUCUGGGUGUCUGUUACCUCCUUUAAAGUGACUUAUCCUUAUGUAAUCAUUUUUUUCUCCUCCCCAGCAUCAGGAGGGCAGAAACCACUGUUAUCUGUUAUUCUGUUCUGUUAGAGCAGAAACCACUCUAUCUACUUUAGUACUCUGUCUACUUCAGUACUCUCUCAAAGCCUGUCAUUACUAUCUUUGAUAGCCAAGCCCUUCUGAAGCCAUUUGCCAUCCUUCUGCUGGGGUUGAAAUGCACUUCCCAGACUUUUAAAAUACCACAGUAGUUUGUAAUCACACUCUGAAAGGAGCUGAUGCCAAACUCAAUUUAUAAGAGGCACACCAUGUAACUACCUACCUUGUGUUUCUUUGUUUUAGGCAACAAAGUAGCAGAGGAGAGAACCCCUACUGCUGCUCAUGCUGGGCAGUGUUUACCCUGAGAUCUUAAAUACCUUAGGCCUAAGCUGCAAGAAUGUCCACAAGUCAGAUUUAGCACCUGGGCCUCUAUAGCUCGUGCUGACGAUGAAGAAUUCUCUUUUAGCAUCUUUGUCCGAUAGGAUUAACUUCUACCUGAAAAUUAUUUAAGGAAAUGAUUGCAUUUACACAGCUAUUCUAAGUCAUUUAUAAUCAUGAGAGGUUAGAAAAACUUGAGGACCAUCAGCAUUUAAAAUCAUUCCGGAGGAUGGACGGCAAAUGAUUCUAAAAGAAACUUCUGUACAUUAGAUGCAUAUUGUCCUUUCAUACACUGGAAUAGUUAGGAAUCACCAAAUUCCAUUUGAGUAGCUAAAGUCUCUUCCCGCAGAGCUGGGGAUAAGGAACACUCACUUUAGGGGACAAGCAUUAGCAGGGUUCAUGUCACUUGCUUCAACGCUAAGGCCCUAGUGCUACCUGGGUGAAAGGGUAAUUUGGAUAGGAUAGGUCUAGUUCGCACGUGUUUUCUUAGUUGCUUUGAGUCAGGGCUCCACCUGUGUUCUAGUUAUAAAACAGAGCUUGUGGAAGUGAGGCUAAACUUAAAACAUCUAUGCUUUCUCCCCAAACCGUUAUAGAAGGACAAAGGAAGGGGAUAGUUUCAGGACAGCAUGGCAGGAAGUCUGCUUCAUGGCCAUUCAGUCCUCGAAGCCAGGCUGAGCGCAUUGGCCAGUUUUGUUUGCUUUUGUCCCGAAGAGUUAAAAUCCCAUGAAAUUUAGCCCUGAUCCAAAACACUGGGGGAAAGGGGAAUAGCACCAAAGAAAACACAUAUUAAUACCUUGAAGGGUGAAUCUGAAGAAGCUGAAGUGAGCAGUUAGAGGGAAAGGAAAAACACCUGCACAGUCAACUGCCCCCUGCAGAGGACCACGAGCUCCUCACACAGAGGCAUGGUGUCUUCUGGAAUGUCAGUCACCCAAGACUCUCAUCUGUGGAAGCACCUGGAUCUGGGUCUGGAUCCUCAGAGGAGGGGGCAGAAGAUGCCUCCCUGUCCCUGCCCACGCUCCCCCCAUCCCCAGACCAUUAGCGAGACAUCGAUGUGCGAGGCAAUGUACAAGCAGUAAGAAGCCACAAAUUCUCAUUGCAUGCAUGCCACUUGUGUAGGUGUCAGAGCCGUGUGUGAAUAUGUCCCCACCUGACACACACAUGUACACCUUAACCUGACACACACACAUGUAUACCUUAAGCACGUGGCACAAAAAUAUCGUCUCCAUGGACUACAGUGAUGCUUGUUAGGACCCUGGGCUGUAAUAGUGGCAUCGGUGCCACUCUUUAUGUUGCAUAUACAUUGAAUGGCUCAUAGAUUUUAAGAGUUUUUUUUAUUGUAAGUAUCCUACUAAAUGCACUUAUGCUUCUAAAUGUUUAUUAUAUAUUUUGGUAAAAAUUGAUUUACUAGAUCUUUGGUAUCAUAUUUUAGUGAGGUAAAUUUUCCUCGGAUGUCUGAUCAAUGCUCUGAUGUCCAGAUUGCACAUUUUUUAGUUAGAACUCAGAAGACAUUAUGCAGUUUCUUUGGGCAUUUCCAGCUGCAGGAUGCCCACCGUUUUCUUGACUAAAUUGCACUGUGUUCUCAUGCAUCAGCCCUCACCUCUAAAAUGAGGUAGAUCCUCAGUAGCCAUGACGCUUCUGUCGCCGCCGACUGCUUGCUCUCUGGUGGCCCGCUAUCUACUUCCUAAACUAUCCGCUUGUAAUGGAUGGCAUUUUGGUUGCCACCAAAAAUAACACAAUGUGUUCUGAGUAUAUGUCGUUGGAAUCUGUGUCAUCAUUUCCUUCAUGCACACAAAUUUCUUGUUAAAAAAAACUUUCAGCCAUGAAAUAACAAUUGGCCAGAAAUACCCUAAAUACCCUAAAUUGCCUUUACGAGAAAAAAAAAAAAGCAGGACGUGCUGCCCGAGCCGAUAACCCUUCCCACAGCAUCAGGUUCAAUCCGUGAGUGCAAAGAGCUCUCAGCGUGCACACGUGCGCUCUCCUCAGUAUUAUUUAAUGUCAUAACUACUGCUUUUGUAUUUCUUAAUGAUGUUUUGAUGAAACCACUUGUAUGUCUGCUAUAGAUCACUAUAGACAAGACCGGACAGCUGAAAACAGGAGGGGAAAUAAAGUUCUGUACUAUUGUAAGACUUGAUUUAUGUUCAUCUUUCCAUAUAUACUGCUAAAAGGGAAAGAGGUUUGGAAAGCAUUAAAGCCUGGUAUGUAUGCAUAACAUAGCACCUGAACUUUCUUCAUUUGUACAUUUUGCUGUCUGGUCAUUUGCAUGGGAGAAACAGUAGUGCCACGUCCGACUUGUUCUCUGGCGCUUGAUUAGUGUGUGCUGUUUCCAAUGGCAUCCUUUACGUGUCGGUUUUCAGAGGCAUUCGAAACUAACUACCAUCGGUGGACCAUUGUUUUCUGACCAUUUAAAAAUACCUGUGAUUAAACGUAACUUGUUAGUGUAAAUAAAUCUCUUGCCAAUGAGUAUUAUUGUUGUUAGAUAAUGAAUGCAAUAAAGGAAAU
Apodemus sylvaticus (European woodmouse) is the source of this 9928-nucleotide messenger RNA. RefSeq names its product protein phosphatase 1 regulatory subunit 9A (gene Ppp1r9a). The transcript has 19 exons. Lineage: Eukaryota; Metazoa; Chordata; Mammalia; Rodentia; Muridae. The record is from RefSeq and is a predicted model, not a curated record. The coding region runs from base 320 to 4201 and encodes 1293 amino acids. Gene Ontology annotation, biological process: actin filament organization; calcium-mediated signaling; neuron projection development. Gene Ontology annotation, molecular function: actin filament binding. Gene Ontology annotation, cellular component: postsynaptic density; actin cytoskeleton; dendrite.